Molecule: messenger RNA, 10423 nt
Organism: Chelmon rostratus (copperband butterflyfish)
Lineage: Eukaryota; Metazoa; Chordata; Actinopteri; Chaetodontiformes; Chaetodontidae
Gene: jmjd1cb
Product: jumonji domain containing 1Cb
Exons: 31
Coding region: 184-8904 (2906 amino acids)
Biological process (GO): regulation of transcription by RNA polymerase II
Cellular component (GO): histone deacetylase complex; chromatin
Molecular function (GO): transcription coregulator activity; chromatin DNA binding; histone H3K9 demethylase activity
Source: RefSeq, a predicted model, not a curated record
UGCUACACAUUUAAAUCCCCCGGGUCGGUUUUCAGCGUUUAGCAACAAAUAACUUUUCCUUUUUUUUAUUUUCCUUCUAUUAUUGGAUUCUUUUAGAGCUGGUUUAAUGUCGUAAAUGACAGGUCUGUAAGGGCGUCGUUGUUGGGAAGUUUUUCGAGGGGGGGUUUUGACCAGCAAAGGGCCAUGGCAGUCGAGGCUCGGCCAGAGCUGGUCGGGAAGCGGUUCCUCUGUGUCAGCGGGGACGAGCCGCCUGAAAUUGGCGACAUUGGUCGGUGGCCGUGGAGGUCCGGGGUCAUACGAGCCGUUAACCACCGUGACAGCGACAAUCCCGACCUGACGGUAUAUGUGGAGUUCGAUGAUCAGGAAUGGGAGAAGAGAGAGUGGGUGAAGGUCUAUGAGGAUUUCCAGCUGUUUCUACUGGAGCACCAGCUGGUCUGGGCCAAGAGGAAGGAGGGAGCAGGAGGAGGAGCAGGAGCAGGUGGAGGAGCAGGAGGCCUGCUGCAGGGGACCAAGGCCAAACACAUACAGUGGCCUGCCCUGGCGUUUAAGCCAGUGGUGGGGAAGAGCCUUUUGUCGUCAGUAACAGCAGUGGAAUUCUUAUUAGACCGGCAGCUGGACUUCCUGUCUGACCAUUCAGCCUACCAACCAUAUCAGGAUGAGGUGGACAGUCAGAACCCAGUGUUAAGAGACAACCAUCAGCUCCACGAAGAAGUGAAGGGCUGGCUCAAAGACCAGAAGGUGCAGGAAAUUUUUAUGCAAGGUCCCUAUUCAUUGAAUGGCUACCGCGUGCGUGUGUACAGACAAGACUCGGCCACCCAGUGGUUUACUGGCAUCAUCACGCAUCACGACCUCUUCAGUCGAAACAUGGUCGUUAUGAAUGACCAGGUGCUAGAGCCUCAGAACGUAGAUCCAUCUAUGAUCCAGAUGACCUUUCUGGAUGACGUGGUCCACUCCCUGCUGAAAGGAGAAAAUAUUGGCAUUACUUCCAGACGAAGGUCACGAUCCAGCCAGAACAACAACAGUGCCCACAUGGCGGGAGGGAGACCCGGCGGGACCACUGGCAACACUCAGAGUCAUUACACGCGAGCCCAAGCCAACAGCCCCCGCCCCAUCAUGACCUCAUCAGGCCCCAACCCAAAAGGUUCCCAGGGGACGAUGGCCUCCCAGCAGCAGAGCCAAUCACAGCAAAGCCAGCAACCAGCCAACCAGUCACACAACUCGCCUGGCGGAAGUGGGCGGGAGCAGAGAGAACAACGCAACUCUCGCUCUUCCAGGAGGAAAGGAUCAGAUAGCAGUGUUCCAGAGGAGGACAAAGACAGGAGAGAAGAGACAAUAGGGAGAGAAUCCAAGUCAAAGGCCAAGCAGGCAGUGAACAAACGCAGGAAGGGCGAGGAAGAUGAGAAGAAGGCAGGUCUUAAGAGGCUGAAGACUGACAUGACCUCUGAUCUGUCAGAGAGCAGCGACUCAGAAAAUCCACACAACAAGAGGACCGCCCACUCCUCUUGCUCCUCUUCCUCCUCCUCGUCUUCGUCAUCCUCCUCCUCCUCCUCCUCCUCCUCUUCCUCCUCGUCCGAGCCCAACUCAGAGAACGAGCUCAAGACUCGUAACAGUGAUGUGAAACCAAGUGGUGUUUCAAAAAAGGAGGAAGACGAGAAGCCGCUGAUGCAGGGCACCAAAAUUAAUGAUUCCUCGCCUCUUAUUGGUCGCCUGUCCCCAUGGGUGGAGCUUCAAGCAGCAGAAGACAGCAAGAAGGGUGUAGUUAAGGAAACGGGCAAAAUGAUAACAAAAGAGGAGGAGGAAUUGGUUGCGGUAACACAGAUAACCCAGUCUCCACGGCAACAGACGCCUCUGAUGUCUGAGACCGUCCAGGGCAGCAUUAUAGAGAGCAGCAAGAACACUGUGAAAGCGUCAUCUCGAUCCCAGACGCCGUCAAUGUCCCACCUCCAUGGCAGUAGUGUGAUCGACAUCACAGAUGACGCUCAGGCGACAGUGCACCAGGAGAGUUCAGAAGCCGUGUCGGCGCUCCUCGCCUCCCAGAAGGCCGAGUCCACAUCCCUCUCACCUUACCUCCCCCUCAACCCCUCUCCUGUCUCCUCGCCCCCUGUCCCACCAUCUCCCUCUCCAUCAGAAGGAGGACGCAGAACUGAUAUCGAACCUCCAAUGCAGCAGCAGCAGCAGCAGCAGGGCAUUAUGGGAGGUGCUAUGACAGCAGCCAGGAGCUUAGGGAACAAGAUAGAGUUUGCUCCCUCGGAGGUCAUCAGGCCUGUCACAUCGAUGGCUGAAAAUGUGGUGCUGGUGGAGAAGGAGAAAUCUGUCCUUCCUCAUCAUCUUCUUCAUCAUCAUCAACAACAGCAGCAUCAGCAGCACACACAACAGCAGCAACACUACACAUCUAUCCACCCCAGCAUUAAGAGCCCAUCUCUGUCUGAGGAGACAAGAAAACACCCACAACAACAACCGCUCCCCCACAAGAUGAACACAGUCCUCCCCCCUGACUUAGCCAAAUCCAAAAUGAGCCCCAACCCAGCUCAGCUUGACUCCCUUAAACAGAAACUCCAGCACCCCAACAACUCUCAACACCAUCCCUACCCCAACACAAACCCAGCUGAGCUUCUCAAGCCUAAGCCCCACCCAGGCCUACUGGACAUCUCCAAACCUAAACCCAACACCUCCCCAGAGGUGUCUAAACAUAAAAUACCCAGGUACUCUGAUACCUCCCCUCCUCCGACAGGCCGUUUGUCCACUAAAGUAGAAAUAGCAGAACCUCCGCGGUCUGGUUUCAAGCCAGUGCCAGCGCGGUCGGAGUCGGCUGGAGUCAGUUCGAGCAGCAGCAGUACCAAGAGUCCUCUGAUCAUCGAUAAGAAUGAGACCUUCACUGUUUACAGGGACCCAGCACUGGUCCGCUCAGACGCAGAGAACUCUGCCUCUGCCACCGUCUCCUCCAACCAUGUGGCAGCCUAUCUCCAUCCCCAUCUGCACACCCUCCACUCCCCCUCCCCCCACUCCCCCUGUCUAACCUCUGCCUCCCACCCCCACGCUGCCUCUCACCUCCUCGCCCCUCCCCACACCUCUGCCCUACCUCACCCGCACCUUUUACCCCCCGGGGUGCUCCCGGCCAUGCCUCCACCUGCAGCAUCUCUUCUUGGAGGCCACCCUCGGCUCGACUCCCCUGCUGGGUUGGGCCACCUUGCCCUGCCUCACCCUGCAGCUACACACCAGCAGCAGUUCCUGCAGGGUCAGGGCCCCCCUCCACCCUCUCUACUAGCCCAGGCUCACAGUGGGGCAGCAGGGCUGGGCUUAUACCCCAUCCUCUGGCAGUACCCCAAUGGAACGCCAGCCUCCUACCCCCCAGGGCUCAACCUGCCUCCUACAACUAAGUGGGUCCACCCUGAAAAUCCUGUCACCGAGGCCUCUCUCAGAAGGAACACAGCCAGUCCAUGGCUGCACCAGGCUGCUGGUAGUGCUGGUGACAGUCUGGGUUUGCUGAGCCAUGUUCCCGUUCGGCCAGCCAGUGCCGACGCCCACCGCCCCCCUGUCAAAAUCAACACACACGCAAGCCCUCCGCUUUCAAAGGCCAGCGUGGACAUUCAUAAAGAAGAUGUGGAUAAGAAAGGCUUUGUGGACCCAAUAAGGACGUUGUCGUUGGCCCAGCUGAAGCAGGAGCAGACAGACAGGAGUCGAACCCCUACAGGGAAAGACAUCCAUUUGCACCGCCUCUACCUAGACCCUCACAGCAAGGCUCGUCUGGCAAAUACACAGGAUGCAGUUCAGGCAGCAGAUCGAGCCAAUAAAUAUAAAGAGGAGAAUCGGCAAAUCCUGAAAGAGAGCAUCGAGGUUGCUCCCUUCACGGCUAAGAUCCAGCGCUCUAGUGACCCAGGGAUGGACAGGGACAGAGAAAGAUGCAGAGAUCCAGCCUUUCCUGUCCGGAUACCAGCUCUUGCCUCCCCAAGCCCCAAAGCCAGCCAUGCUCAUCCCCACGUCAUCCAGUCAGAAAAGAGCAACUACUUUACCACGCUGUCCAACAGUGUGGUGAAUGAGCCUCCACGACUUUACCCCUCCAAGGAGCUCAGCUCUUACUAUGACAAAGUGUCCGCCGGAGCUCCAGGAGUUGUGACCAGUGUUGGGGCUGCUGUGCCAAGCCAGGGAGCUCUAUCCCUGGGCAGCUACAGCUCCAAAGCCUCCCUCUCCAAGCCCCCUCCCCUCAUUAAGCACCAGCCAGAGGGAGGAGAGGGUUUAGCAGGCAAAAUCACUGAGCAGCUCAGCCAGCAGGUGACACUUGUCCAACAGCAACAUCAGCACCACAUAGACAGGAUAGAACGCCGCAGCCCAGCCAUUUCUCCUUCCUCCUCCUCUACAUCUUCCUCCUUCUCUGCAGCUCCCAAUCACCAUCAUCACCACCACCAACAGCAACAGCAACACCAGCUCAGGGCAAUGCCAUCUCUCCACCGUGCGCCUGUCUUCCAUCCACCCACACAGCAUGCGUUGGAACGUAAAGAGGCUGCAGAACGGGAGAAGGAAAGAGAACGAGAGAGGGAGAGGGAGAGGGAGAGAGCCGGUUAUGGUGGACGCUUGUCUCCACCAACCCUCACACCCAUCCAGCCAGUUAGCUUAGCAGCAGCUGGUAACAAAACAUUGGCAGAGCAGCAGAAGCCCCCCACGCUGCUGCCGGAACUCAGGGACGUCAAAGGUCAUGGAAACACUGCCGUUGUCACCUCUGUGGCCUCAGCCAUCAGUGGGGAGAUUAUGACUUCAUCUACAGAUGGGUGGAGAGGUGGAGAGAUGAUUCAGGAAAGAGGUGGCUCCUUCUCUGGAGAGAAAGGAGUGUCAAGGAGUAAGCCCCAAGCCGCAAUGGCAUCAGUCAUUGUGCGUCCAUCGACAUCUAUCAAGUACGAUAAUCCCAUUGGUGCUAGCAAAUCUGGUGCUAUAAUCAAUAAGGAGUUCCCCCAGAGGAGGUUCUAUACAGCCAAGCUUCAUGGGGAAUGUCCUAGACUAGGGGAGAGUGUAACAGAAGCUGGCAGGGUUAUUCAACCUAAUUCCAACUUGGAUGACAUGUGUAUCCAAUAUAAAAAGACUUCUAUGCGUGGCAUGCAGGGAACUUUGGGAGCCAGUACCAUAAACUCUGUGUGCAGGACAUCAGCUUUUGGCAUACAGAUUAAAAGUGGGGCAUCCAUCCCUGAGCUGGGCUGCUCAGUCUCAGCACGGGUAGAGAUUUCAGCGCAUAAAACUAGUACUGGUGGCUGGGUGCUGAGCCACUCUGGACCAGGAGAGCACCAGGAGGGGUUAGGCUCACGCACCACAUCUCCAGGUGGGUCUCUGCCUCCCCCUAGUCCAGUAGGGACACCCCAGCCCAGUCCAAGCCUGACACCCACACCUAGCUCCGUUUCUAGCUCCAGUCAGUCUUACUCCCCCUCCUAUGUCCCCCUCAAGAAGCACAUAGCUGCCAUGGCUGCAGCCCAAUCCAGAGGAAGCUUCUACACUGCUCCCACAUCCAUCACAACUGGAAACUCCUCCACGGCUGUUGAUUCAAUUGACAAAGCUCCCAUUCACCACUCCCCUCCGCCACCCUCCUCCAGCCAAGCCUCAUCAUCCUCGGUCGAUUGCAGUAGCAGCACCUUGGCAAGUGGGGGAACGGCACCAGGCAAGUCCAGUCCCCUGCCUAACGGCCAUACCUCUGGGUCGGCCUCGACAAGCAGCGGACAGCCCAGUAACUACCACAAGCUGAAGAAAGCCUGGUUAACCCGACACUCAGAGGAGGACAGGAACACAAUUGCUAGUACAAGCUCCACCAGUACUAAACCAGAGAAACUGCCCAGCACCAGCACCAGCACAAGUAACGCCACAGCCAUGUCAGAAAUGAUCAAACCCUGUACCGUCAAUCUCAGCGCCUCCACCUCCAGUGAGGUGGAAAUGAGCAAAGACAGCGGAAGCAAAGCGGAGAGAGAGAGGCAGCCAGAGGAGAAGGUGGGAGGAGCACCAGGAGGAGGGGACGAAAGGAAAGCAGCUACUUCAUCAAGGCGCGGGAACAAACGGCCAUGCGAGUCCGGCUCAGAGAGCGGGGGAGAUGAUUCUGACACCAGUGAGAGCAAAAUGGAGGGCCGCGCCAAGCGUCAGCCUAAACCAACCUAUAAAAAGAAACAGAACGACAUGGCCAAGAGAAAAGGAGACAACGAAAAGGAGGAAGAUGACGUGAAGCCCAAUGGCAUCUUCAGAUCAGCCCGAGAGAAGACUAAACUCAAACUGGCCAGCAGCAAUGGGAUCCCCCGAUCUGUGCUGAAGGACUGGAGGAAGGUGAAGAAGCUGAAGCAGACAGGGGAGUCUUUCCUGCAGGACGAUUCGUGUUCAGAAAUAGGACCCAACCUGCAGAAGUGUCGGGAGUGCAGGGUGAUCCGCAGCAAGAAGGGCGAAGAGCCUGCACAUUCCCCUGUCUUCUGCCGCUUCUACUAUUUCAGACGGCUUUCCUACAGUAAAAAUGGAGUCAUCCGAAUGGAUGGCUUCUCCUCUCCAGACCAGUUUGAUGAUGAAGCCCUGGCCUUGUGGGUUCCUGGGGUGCUGGAGGAGAGCCAACUGGACCAAACCACAGCCAAGUACAUCCUCAGCUUCAUAGGAGACAAGUUCUGUCAGAUGGUUGUGACUGAGAAUACUGCAGCUACCUGGGUCAAGAAGGAUGCCAAGCUGGCGUGGAAGCGAGCGGUGAGGGGGGUGCGGGAAAUGUGUGACGCCUGUGAGGCAACACUCUUCAACAUCCACUGGGUCUGUCAGAAAUGCGGCUUCGUUGUCUGCUUGGACUGCUACAAGGCCAAGGAGAGAAGGAGCUCCAAAGAUAAAGAACUGUAUGGCUGGCUGAAGUGUGUGAAAGGCCAGCCCCACGAUCACAAACACCUCAUGCCAACACAGAUCAUACCUGGCACAGUGCUGACAGAGUUGGUGUCUUCCAUGCACUCUCUGAGAGAAAAACACAGCAUCAAAUCCCACUGUCCCUGCACCCACAAACAGAACCUCCUCACCAAACUACCGGCCACGAACGGAGUCUCACAGGUUCUGCAGAAUGUCCUGAACCACAGUAACAAACUGUCCCUGGUGAAAGCUGAGCGGGGCUCUCAGCAGAACUCUGACCAAGGAGGAACCAAGGCAGAGACUAAUGGAGGAGGUGGUGGAGGAAGCAGUCCAGGCAGUGAUGCAGGAAGUGCUCCUGUCACCCCACCAGAGUCCCAGUCACCUCUGCACUUCCUGGCUGACCUGGCAGAGCAGAAAUCCAGGGAGGAAAAGAAAGAAAACAAGGAGUCAGUGCUGCUUGGUAAAUCAGUGAAGGAGGACAAAGAGGGGGACAGCCUGGAGGUCCUGCAACAGUGCAAAACCACCUCACUGGUGGCAAACAGUACAGAGCAGGGAUCCACACUCAGAGAUCUGCUCACCACCACAGCAGGGAAGCUGAAGCUGGGCUCUACUGAUGCAGGAAUUGCAUUUGCACCAGUCUACUCCACUGCUUCACAGACUGGAAAAGGUGGGCGGACCAUGCCCAAUAUCCUUGAUGACAUCAUUGCUUCAGUAGUUGAGAAUAAAAUCCCUGCCAGCCGCCAAAACAUCGCCACCAAACUGUCAAUCAAGCAAGAGUCUGGCACCCCUGGUGGCAACAACAACAACAACAACCCUGCCCCUGCUGUUACUGAGGAUGCCAAACCAGACAGGAAGAAGUCAGCGCCUGUUACUGCAGAAGUGCCAGAGGAAUCCACCAAUCAGUAUCCUGAUAUUUCCCACUGCUGGUUAAACAACAAGCGGUUACUGUGGUUGAAAGAUCACCGCAACCAGAACAACUGGAAGCUGUUCAGAGAGUCCUGGAAACAAGGACAGCCUGUGUUAGUGUCAGGGAUCCAUAAACGGCUCAAUGCCAGUCUGUGGAAAGCUGACUCCUUCAACCAGGAGUUUGCAGACCAUCAGGGAGACCUCCUCAACUGUAAAGACCAAGUGGUGUCCAACUCUGGGAUCAAGGAGUUCUGGGAUGGAUUUGAGGACAUCACCAAGCGGCCCAAGUCUAAGGAUGGAGAACCCAUGGUCUACAGACUGAAGGACUGGCCUUCUGGAGAGGAGUUCAUGGCCCUCAUGCCAUCAAGAUAUGAUGACUUGAUGAAGAACCUGCCCCUGCCAGAGUACUCAGAUCCAGAGGGCAACCUCAACCUGGCCUCCCACCUGCCAUCUUUCUUUGUCAGGCCAGAUCUGGGGCCAAGACUAUGCUGUGCCUACGGUGUAGCUGCGUCUCAGGACCAGGACUUUGGAACUGCCAACCUCCAUGUGGAAGUCUCCGAUGUUGUCUCUGUUCUGGUCUAUGUAGGAGUAGCCAAAGGCAAUGGAGUCCUGUCCAAAACUGGAGUGUUGAAGCGUCUGGAGGAGGAGGAUCUGGAUGAGGGGGUUCGGAGGAGGCUCAAAGACUCCAGUGAGACACCGGGGGCGCUGUGGCACAUCUAUCUUAACAGAGACAUGGACAAAGUCAGAGAGUUCCUGCACAAGCUCUGCAAGGAGCAGGGAUUGGAUGUGUCGCAAGACCAGGACCCAGUCAGAGAGCAGGGAUUGUACCUGAGCAGGAAGCAACGUCAACGGCUGCUGGAUGAACACGGAGUUCAGGGUUGGACUGUCGUUCAAUUCCUGGGAGACUCUGUACUCAUACCAGCAGGGGCCAUGCACCAGGUCCAGAACCUCCACAGCUGUGUUCAGGUCAUCAAUGACUUUGUGUCUCCUGAGCAUGUGGCCAACUCCUUCCACCUCACCCAGGAGCUCCGGCCCAAUAAAGAGGAGGUAAACUACGAGGAUAAACUACAGGUGAAGAAUAUCUUGUACCACUGUGUGAAGGAGGCAGUGAGCUCUCUGAAGAGAGGCAGCUCCGAGGAAGACGACGAGGAAGAGAACUCAUGACACGCCCUUGAUCUCGUCCACACCUUCCAGAGAGGGACACGGCUCUCGUCAGCACCUCGCUCUCCCCGCACCCACCUCCUCAUGUGGUGGACUGCGUCACGUGACCGCAAGAGGUGGUCGGAUCAGCGCUGGUCAUGUGACCCAGGGGGCGUCACGGUGUGAGGUGCACCCAUAUCACACAUCCAGGUCGCCGUUGAGAGGCGCACCCACCUCCAUCAACACCCCAAACCUUUAGUGCCAAGAAGAGACAAACACAAGACCAGAGGAGGCCUGGACUGACAGGGAUUAAACCUCAGGAGAACACAGAGGGCAGCGUGUUGGACGGGAGCUUUAAAAACGCCACCACAAGCCUCCACUGAAACAAAACUGAACUGUUUAGUGUGGCUGAUAGUGCAUCCCGCUCAGAUCCAGUUUCCAUAGAGACUCAGACUGUCCUGUAACACAGGGUUCACAGGCUUGAUGGCAGCAGCAGUGAUGACUGAGACACUGCUGCUCUCUCACUGUAAUCUUCUCUGGAUUAUAAAGGCCAGGAGGUUUAAUCCCUGUCUGUAGCAGCAGCCCACACAACGUCUUGGACAGAAGAUUUCGCUGAUCACAACAGAAUCACCAGCAGCAAGCAGCAUCAGGAUCAAAACUGUCAUCUCUGCUGUUUAAAAAAAAUCAAGAAAAGAAAAAAGAUUUGAGGGGAAAAAAUGCAAAACAGAAAUCUCAGAUGUUUCAGUCAGCAGACAUUGAGCUCUGCUGCUCCCUCGUUUUCCUGUUCCUUCUGUAAUUUGUCUGGUCUCGUCCUUUUUUCCUAGUUCUGUCUGUUGCUGUUUUGUUCUCGAAUUUCUUUUUCAUACGAACAUUGUUUUAUUUCCUCUGUGAAGAUGUAUUUAUUUUAUAGCUCUAUGAUAUGCGAUGUUAUUGAGACAAAAAGCAUUAAUGUAAAUGUGACUUGUACAGUUGUUUUUUUUUUCUUUCGCUAUGUGAUUUUCAGUUGUAAUACGGCUCUACUGUGAUGGAGAACACACACUCUCAUGCACACGCACACACACACACACACACACACACACACACACACCAGCUAAUGCCUGUAACUUUGGGAAAUGUUGAUGCUCUACGGUCCUCAUGCCAUAAAUAAAUUUUUUGAAAAUGAACUGCCAAACUAUUGUAAAGACUGUGUAAAGUUGUAUUAUGUAAAGUAAGAACAAAAUGGCUUAUACACUUCAGCAUUUUAUGAAAAAAAGUAUUUGCUGUAAAAUUGAGACAUUUACAUAAAAGAUGUAAUUUAUUUAAGAAAAGGAUGAAUUGUCUUGUUUUUUGUUUAAGAUUUACUAUGGUGAACUUUUGAAGUUAAAAGAUAAAAUAAUGAAAAAGUUUACUAUAAUGUGUAAAUAUAUACAUAUAUACAUUCACUGAGGUAUUUUUUUAAAACAUGGCUUGCUUCAAUUUCAAAUUUUAAAGUGCAAGUGUUACAUGCUUUGUACAUUGAAGUUCAAAAGGGUUUUACAUUUUCCAUUAAAAUGGAUUUAUCAGA